AUGGCGAGCCCGGGCGAGGUGCAGAGGACGAGGAAGUAUGGGUCGAGAACGAAGGCAUUAGAUACGAUUCCGGACGUCGACCUAACUGGAAAGACAAUGCUCGUUACGGGGACUUCUUCAGGAAUCGGAAUCGAGACUGCCAGGGCGCUUGCUUUACGGGGAGCUCAUGUCGUCAUGGCAAACAGGAAUAUUGUCGAAAGCGAGCAGCUAAAGGAGAAAAUUAUCAAAGAAAAGCCCGAUGCGAAAGUCGACAUCAUCCUAUGCGAUCUGUCUUCCCUGCAAAGCGUGAAAGCGGCCGCCGAUGAGUUCAAAAAGAAACAAUGGCCGCUGCAUGUCCUCGUGCUGAAUGCCGGUGUUUUCCAACCAAUCCAAAAAACUACACUCGAUGGCUACGAAUCAUCGUUUGGAGUCAACCAUCUGGGACAUUUCUACUUAAUCCGAGAGCUGCUCCCCGUGCUGCGUCAAAGCAGCCCGUCAAAGAUUGUCAUUGUGUCAUCACAUUCCCAUAACCAUACCGGGCUCAAUCCCACCGAUUCUGCCGACGCAAAGGUGGGCAAACUCGUGCAAUUUGCGGACACCAGCGAAUUUGGAUACAGGUUGUAUGCUUAUUCGAAGCUCUGUAAUGUCUUGACCGCCAUGUAUCUACACCGGAAAGAACACGAAAAUGACAUCAGUUUGUUCGUCUUGCACCCCGGCACAAUGAUUGGGACAAAUAUUUCGCGCGGUUAUGGAUUUUGGGGCAAAGCCUUCAACUACGUUUCGAAGCCUUUCACGAAAGACCUGUCGCAAGGGGCCGCCACAACAGUGUAUUGUGCAGCCUCUCCAGAAAUCGCAAAUGUAUCCGGAAAAUACUGGGAAAGCUGUUGGGACGAUGAGAAAAACUUACAGAAGAAUCUGGCUCACGAUGAACAACUACAGGAUGCGCUUUGGGCAAAAUCAGAAGAGCUGAUCUCCAAAUUUGAAGGCUUGCAU
Messenger RNA from Mesorhabditis spiculigera, 972 nucleotides. The record is from the annotation of a GenBank genome assembly. NCBI's taxonomy places the organism in Eukaryota, Metazoa, Nematoda, Chromadorea, Rhabditida, Rhabditidae.